This is a messenger RNA of Penicillium digitatum Pd1, 2166 nucleotides long. The record is from RefSeq and is a predicted model, not a curated record. Lineage: Eukaryota; Fungi; Ascomycota; Eurotiomycetes; Eurotiales; Aspergillaceae.
AUGCCAUACACGGCGCCGUUGAAGACGUUGCUCUCUGCGCAGCAUAUUGAAUACUCUCGCCCAACCGAAGAAUCCGGUGAGCGGCCCGGUCUGGCGUAUCCUUCGUCGGAACGGGUUCAGAAUCCUCGAUCAUAUUCCUCUACCUCCUAUACCCGUCGCCAUCGGAGGAGUCCUUCGAACACCAAACCAACAGUGCAUACCGCUCCAGAAUCUCCGGCCCGGGCCUCGCCCUCUCUCGAUCCACCUGCCUGUCUACGUCAGUCCCCACCACCGAUAAGCAAUGCUAUAAUUCCCCCCGGGGCGGUAAUCUCACCUCCUGAAUCUGGGACGAACUCCAGUGAUGAAGAAUCACCCCACAGGAGUGGCGAGGGUGUCAAGUUUGACGAGCUGGAGGCUGCCGUUCGAUCAAUCAGAUUGAGGAGGGAGAGUUCGCCGGAAAGAAUGGAUCCAUCAGACCACCUAGGAACAGCGCUUCAGCACUUGUCGAGUGUACCAUCAGCCACGGGGGCGAAGCCCACUCGGCCCAAGCUCCCCCAUUUACCAUUGUCCAAAGAAGCUCGCAAGAUCAGUCAUUCUCGAUCAUCCACAGAAACCGCCAUCGAAUUGGCUCGGGAAUCGGCGCUGACUAGCUCACCUGAAGAAAGUGACGUGGAGAUGUCGUGCAAGCCCCUAAUGGUCCGUAAGAAGUCAGGUGAGCUUGUUCGGCCUGCUCUUCGCCCUUCGUCAUCACGGAGACGACCAUCCAGCAUGCCUGGUACGCCCGUCUAUUCCAAAGCGGUGCACUUCGAUUCCCACUUGGAACAUAUUCGUCACUUCCUUCAGCUUGACAGGCCAUUGGCUGUCAGCACGGAAACAUCACCAGUUGAAACCCAUGACAACAAGGCUGAAUUUCCCUUUGGCUCUGCUGACUCGGGCGAUCUGUCGUGGGAAUGGGAGAUCAAGCUCUCCAAUUGGCCUAAGGAUCCCUCAUCGCGUGUCACUCGUCCUGUGCGCCUGGAGCGGUUGUUCUUAUCUGCUGAUAAGAGCACUUUGAUCGGCACGGUUGCAGUUGCGAACAUCGCUUUCCACAAGAAUGUGACGGCUCGUUUCACACUGGAUUAUUGGAGGACUACCUCCGAGGUUGCAGCGGCAUACUGCCAUGAUGUUCGCCGCCAGCAAGCUGCUGACGGGUUCGAUCGCUUUUCGUUUGACCUCAAGCUGAAUGAUCAGGCCCAUCUGGAGACUAAGACCAUGUUCAUGUGCAUCCGCUACAAUGUGGAAGGGCAAGAAUUUUGGGAUAACAAUGAUUCGGUGAACUACCAGGUUGAUUUCCACAAAGUCCCUAAAAACCCAACGAGCAAGUCGGCAAGUGGCGGAUCUCGCCCUGCUCUGCCGCGCAGCCGGUCCUUCACCAGUUCUCAUGCCACUCGGCCGCAACCCAUGCCGCAUAAUUAUGAUUUCUCCGACAUCAGCGGCAAGACGCCAUUUACGAACCCUUUCAACGGUGCGAAUGGUGCACCCUUGACUCGCACGCCCUCGGAUGAUAUCGAUGCGGUCGCGCCGCCCAAGCGCCGUGAAAACUCCAACCGUCAGGCAUUUGGAAACCGGUACGACUUCGGAGCGUCGCUAUCUGCUGCUAUGCGGUCAAAAGCGCCUCUGGAUCGGACUGCUCUGACUGCCCGUGCGAGAUCUGGGGAGACCGUGGUCCCAGAGACCUCUAAACCGACCAAGAAAACUCCCAGUAUUGAGCAGGGCCAUGGUUCCCCAGUGAGCGAUAAUUUCCGCACCGGAAGUCCUGUGGUCAAUCUAAAACCUUCCUCUUUGGUAUCUAGCAAGCCACAGCUCGAGUCUUCCGUGUACCGGGAGUUGGUCGAUAAGUACUGCUUUUAUGGAUCUCCGCAAGCAUCGAACCAGAAGGCACACCCACCAAUUUCGAGCGGCCGUGACGUUGAGGCCCCAAAGCAUAUCUCUGCACCAGCCUGUCCUUCCUCUGCACCAGCCUGUCCUUCGCCGCCGCUUUCUCCUCGAUCUCCUGCUCCUCUCGCUGCCCCUGUGGCCGAAGCACCGCGUGCUUCUGUUAGCCCACGCGCCUCUCCACUGCCCUCAGCCUCCCCCUUGGAUUUUCGCUAUUCUUUUCACGGCGGGUUUAUGAAUGACCCUCACUCUCCAGCGGUUAUCAGAGGGUGA